GGACUGGCCAGGGCCGGGAGCCGGGUGCCCUAGUCGCCCCCGGGGAGGCCGUUCCAGUUAACCUUAGCUACAAAGUCAAAGAUGGCAGGGCAGGGAUCCAGCCAGUGCUGACGCCGCUGUGGCAGACCUUCAGGGAUGGAGAGCAGCAGGCCUGGUGACAGCACAGGAGAUGGGCUGGUGAUGAAGAUCAAGCAAGAGAAGCCAGAGCGGCUGCUGCAGACACUGGUGGGACAGGCCACACUCCCAGAGAAAGACAAGGAGAACAUCUGCCACCAGCAACAGGGCCUCCAGUCAUGCCAGACCAUGGGCCGGCCAUGGGCUCUGGGGGCACAGGAGGAGCCCGGGCGUCCAGGGUGGGCCCCUCCCCCUGAUCCCGAUGCGAGGCUGGCCGGCCGGGCCCCAGGGUCAGCCAUGGGCCCACUGAGCCCGGCACUUUCUGUGGGCGAGGGUCACUUUGUAUGCGUGGACUGCGGGAAGAGGUUCAGUUGGUGGUCGUCCCUGAAAAUCCACCAGCGCACCCACACCGGGGAGAAGCCCUACCUGUGUGGCAAGUGCGGCAAAAGCUUCAGUCAGAAGCCCAAUCUGGCACGCCACCAGCGGCACCACACGGGCGAGCGGCCCUUCUGCUGCUCAGAGUGCACCCGGCGCUUCAGUCAGAAGCAGCACUUGCUCAAGCACCAGAAGACCCAUUCCCAGCCCGCCACCCACUCAUGUCCCGAGUGUGAGCGCUGCUUCCGCCACCAGGUGGGCCUGCGCAUCCAUCAGCGAGCGCAUGCCCGGGACCGCCAGGGUGCGCGCACUGGCCUGCAGGAGGCGCUUCGGGACACAGCUCAGAGUGCACCCGGCGCUUCAGUCAGAAGCAGCACUUGCUCAAGCACCAGAAGACCCAUUCCCAGCCCGCCACCCACUCAUGUCCCGAGUGUGAGCGCUGCUUCCGCCACCAGGUGGGCCUGCGCAUCCAUCAGCGAGCGCAUGCCCGGGACCGCCAGGCAUCAGCGCGUGCAUGCUGCCGAGCUGCUGCGCCCCGGGCCCGCGCUCUUGGGCAAAGAGUCGUGCCCUGAGCCACCUGCCCAGGUCCCCCGUGGCCUGGACACACAGCUUUGCAGUCCCCAGGGGCUGCAGUGCCAAGGGCACUCGGGCCUGACGGGGCCUAGCGAGCAGCGCCAGUUCAUUUGCAACGAGUGCGGCAAGAGCUUCUCCUGGUGGUCCGCUCUCACUAUCCACCAGCGCAUCCACACGGGCGAGCGGCCCUACGCCUGCCCAGAGUGCGGCCGCCGCUUCAGCCAGAAACCCAACCUCACGCGGCACCAGCGCAACCACACCGGGGAGCGGCCCUACUUGUGUGCUACCUGUGGCCGUGGCUUCCGUCAAAAGCAACACCUCCUCAAGCACCAGCGCGUCCACCGUGGAGCCCUGGCACCCAGGCCACGUGCCUCCCAGGAGGAAGAGACGCUGGGCCUGACGGGGCCUAGCGAGCAGCGCCAGUUCAUUUGCAACGAGUGCGGCAAGAGCUUCUCCUGGUGGUCCGCUCUCACUAUCCACCAGCGCAUCCACACGGGCGAGCGGCCCUACGCCUGCCCAGAGUGCGGCCGCCGCUUCAGCCAGAAACCCAACCUCACGCGGCACCAGCGCAACCACACCGGGGAGCGGCCCUACUUGUGUGCUACCUGUGGCCGUGGCUUCCGUCAAAAGCAACACCUCCUCAAGCACCAGCGCGUCCACCGUGGAGCCCUGGCACCCAGGCCACGUGCCUCCCAGGAGGAAGAGACGCUGUAGUAUGAGCCCAAGGCAGAGAGGUCAUGUGUGGUGGGGUGGGGGGGGGACUGAGAGGGCUGGAAUGUUGGCACUUUCCGUGAGACCCAUUCAAAAUGUUCCUCCAGGUGCAAAGGCACGAGAACAACUCCAGAACCUUCUUGAGGGCACCUGGCAAAGUGCCCAGGUUGUGCUGAGGGAGGAGGUGGGAUUCACACUACCCAUCGAGCCUAGGCCCAUAGUGUGUACUGUGCGCCUCCAAGAGGUGGACCACAGACCUCUCGGGCUCUGGUUGAGGGGAAUGUUGGGGUCUCUGAGAGGCUCGUGGUGUGACAUGGCCAGGGUUGGUCCGGUGUAUUCCUAGCCUCCCAUGCUCAGCUUGCAGUGUAGCCUGGGGACUGUCUCCAUGAGGCAGUGGCCACAGACUCCGAAGACCAAGGAUGGAGUGGAGGCAGUGGAUAGGGAGGGCUGAGCAUAUUCCCAACACCAAGGACAGUGUUUACACUUAAUGACUGUCCAAUAAAUAUUUCUGGAGAGCUGAGUAGUUUGGUGGUCCUUGUCCAACACUGUGUCUCCAUGGCCCAGGGUGCUGGGGAUAGUGAGUGGCUGGUUGUGACUGACUUGGGUCCUUAUCCACCCAGGAGUUGCAGAAGAGAAAAAUGAAGGACUGAUUAUUCCACAUGGUGUCAUUGUCUGAGUCCCCCUUGGUGAAUCCCGGGUCACAGAGUGUUUCAGUGGAUCCAUCUGCCCAGAACCAGGGCAGGGAGCUAUUGCCCUGAGCCCAGCAAUUCCCCUCUGCCAGUUCUUGCUCCACCUAGGAGACAGUUUCUCCCCUCUUCUCCUUCAAGUCCAUUGGUAUCUGUUCCCACAUAACCCUGGGCCUCUCACCCCCUACAGCUCAAAUCCCACACUGAGCAAGUGUGCUGGGGUCAUCACACCUGUAUGCUCAGCUCUUAGCAUCAACACGAAGCUAAACUGGAAGGGGUUUCCUGGGUACCCCUCUGACCCAUGCCAGUCCUAGGUGCCCCCUGCCUCCCCCUGAAGCCCUGCACCUCUCCUGCAACUCCUUUUCCAGCCUGCUCUGCCCUGCCCAGAAAGUGCCCAGUGCCCUUGGUUACAUUAAAAUCCAAUCUAGCCAUGGAAGACACUCCAAAGUCAUUUGCUUCUUCCUCUUUGCCACUUAGAAAACCCUGAAGCCAAUCUGAACAAGCUCGCCCACUCCAGGUUGUCUGCAAGUUGGACCUCCCAGCCUCACGGGGCAGUUGUUCGGCUGCGAACGUCGCGGCUGCGGCGCUGCGGCAGGGACGAGGCCCAGGAGGCGGCGCCAUGGUCUCGUGAUUGCAGCUGGAAGCGCCCAUGACCGAGCUGGUCACCUCCGAGGACGGAUCCCCUGUGGGGGACGUGGAGGAGGGUCUGGGGGACGAACGAGGCCUGGUUAUCCACCACCCUGCAGAGGAGCAGCCUUACCGCUGUCCACUGUGCGGCCAGACCUUCUCGCAGCAGCCCAGCCUGGUACGGCACCAGAAAGCGCACGCCGGAGCAGGGCGCACAGCCGCCUUCGUGUGCCCAGAGUGCGGUAAGGCCUUCAGCGUCAAGCACAACCUGGAGGUGCACCAGCGCACGCACACCGGCGAGAGGCCCUUUCCCUGCCCCGAGUGUGGCCGCUGCUUCAGCCUCAAGCAGAACCUGCUCACGCACCAGCGCAUCCACAGCGGCGAGAAGCCGCACCAGUGCGCGCAGUGCGGCCGCUGCUUCCGUGAGCCGCGCUUCUUGCUCAACCACCAGCGCACACACGCGCGCAUGCCAGUGCCACACCCCCGCCGCCCUGGCGUCUUUGGGGAGCGGCGACCCUACUUCUGCCCCCGCUGUGGCAAGAGCUUCGCGCGCGAGGGCUCGCUCAAGACCCACCAGCGCAGCCAUGGCCACGGGCCGGAGAGCCAGGCGGCUCAUUUAGGCCACGUACUAUGAUCUGUGCGCCAUCUGUUACCAUAGGCCGUCUCUGGAACCCGAUCCAUGUCUGGGUCUCUUGGAGAUGGCACUGGGCUGUGUUCCCCGCUGCGGCUGGGCGUCUGGGCAGGCUUGGGGUGUAUGAGGGGCUGCCCCCUUUCUCUCCUCCCCCAGGGCCCUCCUUUUGGCUGGGCUCACACGCGUUGAUUUUGCUCUGCAGGCUCCUGCUGCUUGGAGCAGGUAAGUGGGUAAACUCCGCAGGUGGGAUUCAAGGGUGGAGUGUGUGGUGUUGAUUUUCCAUAUCUGGUGGAUGUCCUGGGCAAGCAGAUCGAGCAGGUCUCUGUGUGACUCGCUGCUUACGAGAUCUUCAUUCCCAGAAUGUCAGAGUUGAAAGCGUCUUGGAGAGGGCAGCUUGCCACAAUUCCCCAGGCCCAACCUCAGCCCUCAAGACCUCCUGCUUCUGGCACCAACUCUCUGGUGUCCUUGGGAAAUCAUCCCACUUCAUGUCUCAGUCUGCCCAUCUGAAAGUUGGGGAUAGAGAGCAGAAACUCCUCCUCCUUCUCUCUGGGAUACAGUGAGGAUUUGCCUGAGAGGGGUGACACCACUUUUCCAAAAAGCUUUGGCUGAGAACUCUCUGUCUGCCACCUGCUGUGCUGUGUACCACUCUGGGAAGAGCCACAGAUUCAGAGCAGGCACAACCUUUUGACCCAGGAGGCGCAGGGCACAUCUGGGCACAGAGACUAGGAAUCGAGUCCCAUAGUGGCCUGACUGAUGCUGUACCCUGGCCUGAGGACACAUCCCCUAAGAAGACCAACUUCAGGAGGUGCCCUGCAGUGACUGGGAGAAGUUACCUGAUGGAGCCUGGGAUGAGAGGCUGAUUCCUGAUUCCAAGUCCUGAUGGGAAAACUCCCCAGGCCCUGUGGGAGUCACAGCUGGGCAGGUCUCCUCCAUGUGCCUGGCACAGACCCCCAACUCUCAUGUGGCAGCAGCAGGGAUAUAGCACCUGAGUGGAGAACUGGCCUCUCUGCUCCUGCCUGGUCCACCCUUGGCUAAUGUUCAGAGACAGGAGGUGACUAUCCUAAGCCAACACAGCAAGUUGGUGUCAGAUCUGGCUCUAGAGGCAAACCCUCCCACCACAAGUGAGCCACAUGAGCAGGCUUCAUUUUCCUUUCAGAGCCAGAAAGGUCUUUAAUACCCUAGGGUCAUUCAGCCCUUUGAAAAUCUGUGGAAGGGUUAUGGACCUUGUCCCCAGAAGAACAAACAUACCCAGCCACACUAAAAAAUUCCAAGCAAUUUCAGGAGCCCCUGAGCUUGACUAAGAACCUCAGGCAGGGUUCUUCACCUGCCAACCUUUCCUCACUGAGCCCGAGUGAGGCCACCAUACAAAUAGCAUUUCUCUGGCCUCCUUCCCUUGUGAGGGAAUAAAGAAUUCUGAGGUGGAAACCUUUUUAGUGACUCUCUUCUCCCAGACCUAACAGUAUACCAGGCUUCUAGAACCUGAUUUCCUGUCCCCUGACAUCAUCAGAGGUUCCCUGGGCUGGUUUGUCUGCCUAACAGGCUCCUGGUUUGCGUAGUGCAGCCCUCUGCUUGGCCCAUGCACAGUGAGGUCUUGGGGGAGUCGGAAUGGGGAGAAGGUCGGGGUUCAGGCUUUGACCACCCCAGAGAAGGGAUCCAUGUUCCCCCAACCACACCCAGACAGUGCCUCCUGCUCCCAAUUGUGCAGCCCCAGGCAGGCACUGCUGGGAAAGCUGGAGAGGAAGAGGGUGUGAGCCCUGUGUGCUUGUUGCUCUGGACAGUUUGAGAAGCCAGUAGGUGAACCAAGUGUCCCCCGAGGGGACAGGGUACAAGUGAAAGGGAGCAGGCCCCGGGCCAGCUGCAGGAUAUGGAGUCACCUUCACACCUGAGCAGGUCAGUUUAGAGCUACCCUGCAUCCUGUCUCCUGAGAAGGACCCAACCAUCAAAAGGUAGGACUUGCAGGGAUGCGAAGGAAACCUGUGGCUUCCUGCCCUGAGGUCUUGCUGGUCCUCUCCUGUGGAUCUGGUUCCUGGUUCUUACUGAACACCUACUGUGUACCUCAUCCUGGGAUUGCAGAUGCCCUGGGAGAUGAGAGAAGCUGGAGGUGCUCCACACCCCAGAAACAUCCACGUGGCUCCCAUCCUUGGCCAAACUCAAGGAAGCCUCAGCUAUGCACCCCUUGUUUGCUGAUGUCCAGCUGGCCUCUUCCCUGCCACAGCUGUGCUGUGCCUUCCCUCGUGUUUCUGAAAUGGGCCCCUUUCCUGCCCUCCCGGAGAAGCCCCCCUUAUCCACCAGGGCUGAGCUUCCCCAGCACCUGGCCAUGUUCCUUCCUUCUUUGAACAGUACCUGUGCUAAUGCAUUGUGUCACUCUCAAGUACAAUGUGCUGUCUUGUCUUCUGGUUUCCUCUGUGUCUCUGUGUUAUGUCUCAAAUCCCCAACCAGACUGUGAGCUCCCUGAGGGCAUAGGACCAUGUACAGGGCUAGGCUUCUCAGUCUCAGAAAAAGCUUGUCAACUGCCUGAUGGGGGCCCGCUUUGGGGUGGGGCUGAGGUUUGAAGGGGAGAGGGUAUGGGAGUUAACUAGGGGGUGCAUUUUACUGGGCCACGGAUGGGCUCCCCUGGGUCAAUCAUGGGUACAUUCCCUACUUGGGGGCAGUGGAAGCAGGAAGGACCUCCACCCAGGCUGUGCAGGUAUGCAUGUACAUGGCUGUCCAGGUGGGCUAUUUCUGGAGGUGACCAAUACCUCCCAGAGCUCACUGAGUGGAAUAAAUGUUCUCGACAACAGCUGGUGUGAAGAGUGGUCCUUGGAGGCUUAGCUGGGAGCAGAGCAGUGGCCUCUAUCUCAGCCCCCCUCUCUUU
Messenger RNA from Fukomys damarensis (Damara mole-rat), 6571 nucleotides. RefSeq names its product zinc finger protein 775 (gene Znf775). The coding region runs from base 136 to 1776 and encodes 546 amino acids. The record is from RefSeq and is a predicted model, not a curated record. The transcript is spliced from 8 exons. Lineage: Eukaryota; Metazoa; Chordata; Mammalia; Rodentia; Bathyergidae.